UGCGUUCCAAAACCUACUCGAGUCAACUCGGGAGUAGCGCUCUACCCGAAGCGCCGUUCCAAAACCCGGUCGAGUAACUCGAUGACGUCACUACCCGCGUUCCAAAACAAGGUAGAGUAAGGAGAGAGUUAACUCGAGUCAACUCUCCUCCGAAGGCCGGUCAGGGAAGGUUCGCCCGAGUAAUGACGUCAUGCUUUUGUCGUCUGCUGUUUUCUGCGAAAGCGCGGCAUCGAAACCAGCUGAACGUGUGGUUGUCAAAAAGCCUCGACCUCCACGACGGGUUAUCAACACACAACUGGACACCCAAAUGGCAACACUCUUCCUAUGCGGAUUGUGCGACAUGGUUUUUGAGGACCAGGCGAACGCCCAAAGACAUGCGAGCCGGAUACAUUUCCCAGGAAAAACGCUACCUAGAGGAGGGCUAUCUAACGACGACCCGACUUGCUGCGUCGUCGAGGUGUGCGACAUCUGUGAAUAGCUGGUUGUAGUUUCUGAGACGGUACGCUGGAGUGAAUUUAAAGUUCACAAUCACUAGCAAGUGCCCUGCGAGGGCGUCAGCAACGGGGAAGUGAUGGGGGAAGCACAGCAGCUGGAAGCCCUAGCAUACUCGAACAUGGAGCUAGACGGCACAGGCACGAUCAUCCUCAUUCCUCAGGAAGCCAGUGGUCUGCUCAUUGGAGAUGCUCUUGUGGGUGAGGACCUGUUGCCAGCAGAGACCCCCAUCGUGUGUCAGGAGCCCUGCGUUGAGGUUGCUUCUGCUCCUCAGCCCAGUGCCUCACAGUGCCUCUUCCAGGGAAUAGCCGAAGUGACGCACAAAAAAAGGAGCGCUUUGUCCCCACGCAUAGUGACUCGAGCUGUCAAAAUGCGGUGGCUGGAUGAACUACUGGAACAGAAGCAAAUAGCAUGUCCCAUAACUGGGUGUCUCGCACGCUUCUCCUCCAUGACCAUGAUGGAGAGGCACUACCUCUCUUGCCCAGGUGUCGAUGGAUCAGGCAUGGAAAAGUGUCCAUAUUGCGAUGAGCAAUUCCUCACCCUUAGCAAUGCGCUUCAGGAGCACAUCCCUGAGGAGCAUCCUACCAUGAAAGCCCUGUUACACAGUGAAGCGCCACGCAAGAAGACUCCUGGUAUGUAUCGCAGACGUAGAGCCCCAACCAACAAUGAACCCCCUGCCAAGAAGGUGCCAGCACCCGUACCCAGUACCCGUGAGUUUGAGGUGCGCCGACGUACAUAUUCUCGUGCCUGGGAUCAACCAGUGGGACCCACGUCUGAGCUCUUUCGACGGCCUCAGCAGGGAGAUGACGAUCCCCUACAACUUCCACGUGACUGUGUCAAUCAGCAGGAUAUUACCUUGUCUUCUGAGGAGCUAGCAUUGGACGAGAACCAGUUGGCAGAAGACGGGCAGCCUUCAAGCCACGACUCGUCACUGUCAAUUUUAGAUACGGCUUCACUACCUCGAGUUCCUAUCCGCCAGCCUACAACUAGGCCACGUGGGAACAGGACAGCCACCAGGAGACCAACACGACCACCAGCACCAAACUCCAGAACGGUUCAGGUAAUAGUGCGGUCAGAACGUGCAAACAGUGACCUGCUCAGGGAUCCCAACCUCCUGGAUGCCCUGGGUGACCUGGCAACCAGGACAGAACAACCACAGGACCGUAUAGCUGUACAUGCUGCAGCCACGGCUGGAGGACGCUAUCUGCAGACGGAACUGGCUCAGCGUUCCAUCCUGGAGCGGAGUGAGGUUGACCGCUUCUUUGGUGUGGUAAAGGUGGACUCUGCCUGCCAGACAGACGAUCUGCCGCUGCAAAGACCAAGGGUUAGUCCAGCUAUCUUAAAGAAAUCUACACUAAGGGUAUGCAGUGUGCCAGCUCAAGUUGCCCCACCUGCAGCACCUCCAAUACCUGCAGCACCUGCAAUACCAGCAGCACCAACGACAAUGCCCAGGAGCAUUGCAGUAAGCAUAGUUUGUGCCAACCGUGGAUACUCAUCAGAUGAAGAUGAUUUCUCAGCCCCAGUGCCCUGUCCUCAAGAGACUACUGACCAUGCCCUCUUACAUCUGCCUGCAUCAUUGCAAUACCCUUCUGUUGAGAAUGCGCCUCUUGAGGAAUCUGUACUGGAAGGAGAGUAUAGGGACGACCAUUAUGUUGAACCUAUUGCAUGUGGCGUAUCAGCCGUUGAUAAUGCCCCCGGUACAGAAAGUGCUACAGAGGAAACUCACUGCAGUAGAGAGCAUGGUGCAGAACUUGACACAAGCCAAAGCAAAAUGGAUGAGACAGAAGCAGACUCUGAGUCAGCCAUGCAUCUUGGGUCAGACAGCACGGAAGACAUGCUGGUGCAGAGUUUCAUAGCCAAUCCAAGCAAGGACACUGCAGGAGAUGUUGUACCAGCUUCUGUGGCUAUUCCAGUCCAAGUUUACACUGAAGUGGCCCAGGUGCAGGAUACUGUGGCAAAUCCAGUCCCAAGUGGUACUCAAGGAUGCACUGAACGAGACCUCACGCAGAACCCUGGGUCCAAUCUAAACCAGAAUGACACCAAGGAAGCUGUAGUGCUUGAUUCUCUAGAUGGUCAAAACCUGGAUAGCACUGAAGGAGUUCUUGGGCAAGACUCUGUAGCUGAUCCAAUACAAACUGGCAAUGGAGGAGACCUGGUGCUUGAUUCUCUAGGUGAUCCAAAGCAAAAUAACAGUGAUGGGGCCCUUGUGCGUGACUCUGUGGUCGAUACAAUGCAAAAUAACACUGAAAAAGAUAUGGUGCUGGGUUCUACAGAUAAUCCAAACCAAAAUAGCAGUGAAGGAUCCCUUGUGGAGGGCUCUGUGACCAACACAGUACAACAUACUGAAGAGGAUCUGGUGCUGGAUUCUAUAGACAGUCCAAACCAAGAUAGCACUGAAGGAUCUAUUGUGCAGGACACUGUAGUCAAUCCAGUUCGUAGGAACUCCGGCGAUCUGGUGGUGGAUUGUGUUGAUAAUCCAAACAAAGAUAGCACAGAGGUUGUUAUGCAGAGCUCUGUUGACAGUUCAGUUCAGAAUGACACUGAAGAAGGUCAUGUGCCAGACUACUUGUCAAACAUGAGCCAAGGUAGUGUGGAAAGAGCCCUUUUGACUGAUCCUACGACAAAUCCAAACCAAAAUGACUCUGCGGAAGUUCUGGUGCAAAGUUCUCAGGUUGAACACAACCAAAAUACCUCUAAAGAUCUUGUUAUAGAUUCUGUGAUCAGUCCAAUCCAGAAAGAUAAUAAACAGGCGGAACUGGAUGGUGAUAUUAAAGGGAUAAUGCUCCACUCUGACCACUCUGAAGGCAUUGAAGAUGACAUUUCGCAAACUGAGUUGCCCGUUGCUCCAGAUGUAGAGCCAAAGAGACUUGUCUGUGCACCAACAGAAACAGUGUGUGCAAAUGAAGCCAAAACAAUGUCCAUCUGUGUGAAUAAUGUGCUGACAGAAAAAUCCAAUACUACUACAAGAGUGCUGAGCGCGGAUCUGGCUGUGUCUAUGGAGCCCUAUGAGGAGCAGCAGGAGGUCACAUGCUUCGAGGCCAUUUCAAGAGUAAGUGACGAGAUAUCCAAUGAGGGCACAGAACAUAGUGUCGAUCAGUCUCUGUGUGACUAUAAUACAAAUGAAACCACAGUCGGACAUUGCCUUCCGUCUACAGCAGAAAUUGCACCUAGCCUUGUAGCACCUGACACAGAACCUGUCAUGUUACCUUACAGGACUAUACUUACUGUUCGCCCUUGCACAGAGAUUAACCUCUCAGGUGGUGCAAUACAUGCAGAACCUGCAAAAUCAGCAGAAGACAAAGCUAAAAGUAUCUCAGAGUUCUGUGAUCAUAUAGAUGCUAGUGCACAAGUAUGGGUUGCAAAAAUGAGAGAACAACUGAAUGCAGAGACGGAAAUGGAAUAUGCACAAAUUGUUACGAGCAAGCAAGAGGUUUUUGUGAACCUUGAUCAAGAAGAGUCUUGUUUACAACCCAGUGGCUCUUUUGUGGAGCAGGUAAUACACAGCGAACUUGAAGGGAUGCCUGGUACAGAUACAGUGAAGGGGGAUGCACACAGCAACCCUCAUACAGAUUAUGAAACUGGCACACAAAACUUGCCUGUUGAAUGCAGCGCUGACAUGGGACACCCUGCUGCUUCGGACAUGGGGCUGGAGUCAAGUUAUGUAGCCAAAUCUGAGAGUGGGUGCGAAGCAAAGCAAGCUUCGGAAUGUUAUGAACCUGUCAGCAUUGCCAGUGCACAAUCCAGAUCUGAAACUCAAGGUGACAUAAGAGAGGCAGUAAGCCCUUAUUGUGAAAAAUCUGCGAGUGACGCACUGGAUUGCAACUUGCUGCCAACAAGCUGUUCUGAGCUUGAAGUAAUGAAUCAAGGUGAAAUUACUAUUGAUACCAAUACAUGUGUAGAUGUGGCACCACCUGUACAUGACAUGCAAUGUGAAGAGCAAGACCACAGUGUAGGCUUUGUGGAUUGUUCUCACAGCGUGCCCAGCCCUUCAUUGGAAAUUCAGUCUGUGCAAUUGGAUCGAGAGGCUCUCAAAAUGGAAUAUGUAGCUGAAAUUGACAGACAUCCUGUGGAACCCCAAAAGGAAGUUGACAUACAACACAUGGAAAUAGAUCUUCAGACUGAAAUUCAUACAAAUCCUGUGGAAAUGAACUCUCAAUCACAAGUUAGCACACACCUUGUGGAAGCGGAUACUCAACUAGAACUUGCUGUGCAACCUCUGCAAAUUGAUUCACAGGCAAAAGUCGAUGCACAAACUACGGCAACAGAUCCCCAGAGUGAAAUGGACAAGCUAACCAUACCAGUAAUAGACACACAGUCAGUAGAAAUUGAUCACCUUACAGGCACCUUGCAACCUUGCAUACAGUCAGAAUGUCCUGGAUCCCCACCAGCUAUUCAUAGAGAGCCCAUGGAAAUGGAUUUCCAUUCAGAAACUGAUCACAAAUCAGUGGCAUUGGAGCUAGAGGCUCACACACAAGCUGAUCAAGUGGACACCCAUCAAUCAAUUGAUGUAGAGCCUGUAGAAAUGUUUCGGAGUGAUUCUGAAGAAGGUGUAGGUACUGCCUCGGAGUCUUCUCCAGUGGUUGUAGCUGAAUGCGAGAAGGCCACAGAGGAAGACCCCAUGGGUGGCUUGAAGCAGGAAGAAAAGAUUUGUGCUGAGUCUGCUCUCUGCCCAGUCACAACAGAAGACUACAGUGGUGAGAAGCAGUGCACAGAUUCCGAAGCAAAACAUGAUGUCGUGAAGGAACAGGACACUAAAGUCAAUGUGUCCAAUAUUGACAUUAAACCCAGCGACAUUGUUGAACGGGAAAACUUGGAAAACGCAGCUGGGUCAUCUUGUGAAAGAUGUCCUUCGGCUGAAGACGAAAAAAUGUCCAAAGGAGGAGUGGACCCAGGGUGGGUUGAUGACGAAGAUGACACACAGUCGAGUGGGGAAGCCCUGCUUCACAUUGUGGAGUCUGUUCCAGAGGAGUCUAUUCCAUUAGACGAGAGCAACGACCGGCAACCAGAAGAUGAUCAUUUUUUAGGGGCUAGUGGAGGUCGCUCUAUUGCGGCCUCCACGGCAGAGAAGACUCCAAAUGUUGGAGCAAAGCGAAAGAAAAUGUCUACUAAGAAGGAGUUGCCACCGAAGGAGUCAAGUCCGAAUCCAGGAGUCGGUACCAAAGGAAUCUGCCGCAGGAAGCCCCUAUUCCGGCUUAACUUGGAUUUUCCCGAUGGUGCUCCUUUGAAAUGUUCGGCAUGCAAAAGUAUAUUUACUGACAAGAACCUUAUUGUGGAACAUAUCUUGCAUGCACACUACAAUUUGGCAAGAGUGAACGACGAGCAGGAACUGUCGGAUGCAGAACAGCGCUCGGCUCUACUCCAGGCCUCCAAGGUUAUAUCUCGCUUUGAGUGCAAGAAUGAUGGCUGCUAUGCCUCAUUUGCGACCCACAUUUCCUACUAUAUGCACCAGUCUCGCUGUUCUAUGGCGCCUAUAUCGACCACUGAUGUUCCAAAGUCCAAGCGUGGCAAACAGCAAGCGGAAGAAGAUAACCAUGAAGGCCCAAGGAAGAAGCGUCGUUCUGCACUCCAGGCCAUGAAGAGCUUCACCAGUAUGCCAGAAGAGCAACCCUCAAGCAGGGAGUCAGACGUGACUGACUUCUCGGAUGACUGCUCCGAUCUUUCUGAUGAGCCUCUGUCCGACUGGAGUAUGUCCUCAGGAGACGAGGAUUCCCUGUCUGCAUUGCAGAGCUGGCGAGGUCGCUUUAAGGGUCCAGAGGGAUGUGGGGAGAAGCUUCCUCAGAAUGUGAUCAAGGGGUGGGUCAAAGGCUCCCCCUGUCCUAACAAGGGCUGCACGAAAGAGUUCCAGACACUUCUUGGGCUCAAGUAUCACUACCCGCGCUGUAGCCAAGGAAGCUUCUACGAGUGCUGUCGUUGCGGUCUCGGCAACAUCAAACAUUCUUGGGCCAUGCUUCGGCAUCUGCGGUCUUGCUAUCUGGAUAGGCCAAAAGGCGACGUCAGCAAGAAAAGGGCAAGGGGCAAAAUGCAGAGCCGAAGGCCUUGUGAAUUGCACCAGAAUACUGUUGACUUCCGGAAAAAACAUUACGCGAUGGAAAUGCUGUACAAAGACUGGAGGCCUAGCAAGUGGGAGCCAUUGCCCAAAAGUGAUGCGGAGCUGUAUUUACCUGUAUUCCGGGAAUCUCCAGCGUUGCGCUUGGGUGAUGUGACCUGGAACACAAUGAAACUCUUUGAAGUAUCACACCAAAAAGCACAUACCACACUUUUUGUCGGUGGAGCCGUGUGGGCAGCUGCAUGGUGUCCAGUGCCAGAUGAUGAGGAGCAGUGGGUGGCACUGGCUUGCUGUCCAGAUCCUGAUGCAGAUUGGCCCCUUGUUACGGUUGAUCCACUUCCUUGCACCAGAGGCCUCCUUCAAAUUUGGUGUUUGGGGAAGCUCAAUGGGUCAGAGUGCAACCCUAAACUUGCACUUCUAUUGGGCCAUGACUGGGGUCUCAUUACGGACAUUGCAUGGUGCCCUUCGGGCUGUUGGGAGCCACCAGGCACGGGACACAGGUUGGGUCUGCUUGCCUUGGCUUGUGUGGAUGGCAGUGUGCGGAUCAUAAGUGUGCCUCAUGAAAUGCCUACUGUUGGUGAUAUUGUUGUGCGUGGGGGAGUUGUUCCAUCAGUGACGCUGGAGUCUCCUGCUGGAGCUUCGCUAUGUGCUCGAUUAGCAUGGUAUCCUGCAAGACACCAUUCGUUGUUUGCUGCUGGAUAUGGUAAUGGUAUGGUGUCUUUGUUUGACCUUGAAACGAAUAGUGUCCUCCUUCGUGGAAGUGCACCCGAUGGCUCCUCCUCGCUGCAGCCUUGCCAAGUGAUACAAGCCCAUGUGGCUGCCAUCACUGGCCUUGCCUGGAGUCACUGUACACACGAGCCAUUCCUUGCGAGCGCUUCCAUCGACCGGUCAGCCAAGCUGUGGUCCAUGAACGAUCCAGCUGCACCAGUGACACUCUUCCGGCGAGGCAUGCUGCGGAGCCUAGCAAUGUGCCAACACUGGAAUGGAAUGUUCCUGGCUGGAGAUGAAACAUACACGAAUUCUCGUGUGGUCACUUUGUACAAGGAAAAUGGUUAUUUCAACUAUGUACCAAAGUCACUCAUGUCAAACAACUGUACCAGCUGGUGGGUGAGCAUUUCUGAAUGGCUGAACAUGGCAGCUGCUUGUGAUGUAGGGGGACACGUAUCAGCCAUUUCAUUGCCCUUUCUCAGUGGCAACUUGGACAGCAACAAGAAACACAGACGUGGACGUGUGUUUAUCUACCAAACAAAUAUGGUUCCAUUGGAUGCUAGCCUUCCAACACCACAAGAUGCCACCAGCCAUGCAGUGGCUGUGAAGCACUUUGGCCUUAUGUUUCAAGAUUCUCCACUGGACUCUUGGUCUGCAAGCCAGGAUGCAAAGGGCUAUACUGUGUCUCCUAAUCAGUACCAUCUCAACUCCAUCAACACAGUGUCAUGGAACCCCAAUGGACUCUCUUGGCUGUUGAGUGGAGGACAGGCAGGCAUUGUGCGUCUCUCCUGGCUGGGACGCCUGACAGGAAAGCGAUCCAAACCACCAUAAAUGCUACUUAGCAGUGAUCGCCGAGAGGGAUCUUCUCAUCGCACCGUGGCUAGGAGUGAUCAUCAUGCUGUGGAUUUCAAACCAGCCACAUUAUUUAAGUAUGACCACACGUAAUUUUAUUGAAUGACAAUACAAAGAGGGACUAGAAAGUGAGCAGGGGACUCCUGCAUGUAUCCAGCAAGUCUGAAAUGAAAAUGAAAAGCAGUGAGAAAUUUUCCCACCAGCAUAAUCUCUCCUGUGUAAUUCAACUACUCAGAGCAGGUUACAUUUUGGUUGCACUGUCUCUGUCCAGAGCUUGUAUUUGCCAUGGAUUUGCAAGUUCUUGAGUCAUUCCUUCACUUAUUUAAUACACUACACAAAAGCUAUCUUCCACCAUGAUACAUUUUCAACAGGAAACCUCGCAGUAUGCAGUGUGAUCUGUUUGUCUGACAUUCAGAUACAGCUAGUCAUCAUCAUAAGUCAUCCCCAUGGAUCAUGCAGGAGUUUCACACAAUUUUUGCGACUAUGCAUCUUAGCAAAUCAAGACGCAAAGCGACCAGCAUGCAUCCCAUUGGCGAUAUAUUUAGAUCCACCCAAAGUAGAGAUGUCUGCUCAUAUCGCGGGUGUCUCCAUCAUGCUAAAUGCGAAGGCCCUGUUAUGUACCUAUAAACAAUGUUUGUGUGCAGAGCCCCUGCCCCCAUGUGCAUUGCCAUUUGAUGUACUGUGGGAGCUAAUAAAGCUAGAUAUGUGGUAUAAUUAGCACCAUG
Molecule: messenger RNA, 8823 nt
Organism: Ornithodoros turicata
Lineage: Eukaryota; Metazoa; Arthropoda; Arachnida; Ixodida; Argasidae
Exons: 26
Coding region: 572-8077 (2501 amino acids)
Biological process (GO): transcription by RNA polymerase III
Cellular component (GO): transcription factor TFIIIC complex
Molecular function (GO): protein binding
Source: RefSeq, a predicted model, not a curated record